AUGGAUGAUAAAAAUGUUGUAGUGGAUGAUGUAGUUGUUGUAGUGGAUGGUGUUGGUGUUGUAGUGGAUGUUGCAGGUGUUGUAGUGGAUGUUGCAGGUGUUGUAGUGGAUGAUGCAGGUGUAGUAGUGGACAAUUCAUGUAAUAACGUGGAUGAUGCAGGUGUGAUAGUGGAUGAUGUAGUUGUUGUAGUGGAUGGUGUAGAUGUUGUAUUGGAUGGUGCAGGUGUAGUAGUGGAUGAUUCAGGUGUUGAAUUAGAUAAUGCAGGUGUUGCAGUGGAUUAUACAGGUGUUGUAGUCGAUGAUGCAGGUGCUGAAGAGGAUGAUGCAGGUGUGGUAGUGGAUGAUUCAGGUGUUGUCGUGGAUGAUGCAGGUGUUGAAGUGGACGAUGCCGGUGUUGAAGUGGAUGAUGCAGGUGUGGUAGUGGAUGAUGCAAGUGUUGAAGUGGAUAAUGUAGGUGUUGUAGUGGAUGGUGCCGGUGUUGAAGUGGAUGAUGCAGGUGUUGUAGUGGAUGACUCAGGUGUUGAAUUAGAUGAUACAGGUGUUGAAGUGGAUGAUGCAGGUGUCGUUGUGGAUGAUUCAGGUGUUGCAGUGGAUGAUGCAGGUUUUGUAGUGGACAAUUCAGGCGAUGAAGUGGAUGAUGAAGGUGUGGUAGUGGAUGAUUCAGGUGUUGCAGUGGAUGAUGCAGGUGUUGAAGUGGAUGAUGCAGGUGUUGAAGUGGAUGAUGCAGGUGUUGUAGUGGAUGACUCAGGUGUUGAAUUAGAUGAUACAGGUGUUGAAGUGGAUGAUACAGGUGUCGUUGUGGAUGAUUCAGGUGUUGCAGUGGAUGAUGCAGGUUUUGUAGUGGACAAUUCAGGCGAUGAAGUGGAUGAUGAAGGUGUGGUAGUGGAUGAUUCAGGUGUUGCAGUGGAUGAUGCAGGUGUUGAAGUGGAUGAUGCAGGUGUUGAAGUGGAUGAUGCAGGUGUUGUAGUGGAUGAUGCAGUUGUUUCAAUGGAUGAUUCAGGUGUUGAAUUAAAUGAUGCAGGUUUUGUAGUUUAUGAUACAGGUGUUGUCGUGAAUGAUGCAUGUAUUGCAAUGGAUGAUUCAGUUGUUGUAAUGGAUGAUAAAGUUGUUGUAGUUGAUGAUGUAGUUGUUGUAGUGGAUGUUGUAGAUGUUGUAGUGGAUGUUGCAAGUGUGUUAGUGAAUGAUGCAGGUGUUGAAGUGGAUGGUGCAGGUGUUGUAGUGGAUGAUGCAGUUGUUGUAGUGGAUGAUUCAGGUGUUGAAGUGGAUAAUGCAGAUGUUGAAGUGGAUGAUGCAAGUGUUGCACUAGUUGACAAUUCAACUGUUGAUGUAGUGGCUAAUUCAGGUGUCCUAGUUAUUGUUGCAGAUGUUGUAUUGGAUGAUGCAGGUGUUGCAGUUAACGAUAAACAUGUUGAAGUGGAUGAUGAAAGUGUUUUAGUGGAUGAUGCAGGUGUUGUAGUAGUUGAUGAUUCAGGUUUUAUAGUGGAUGGUGCAGUUGCUGUAGUGGUGGACGAUGCAGGAGUUGAAGUGGAUGAUGUAGUUGUUGCAGUGGAUGAUGCAGGUGUUGUAGUGGAUGAUUCAGGCGUUGGAGUUGAUGAUACAGCAGUGUUUGUGGAUGAUGCAGGUGUUUUAAUGGCCGGUGCAGGUGUUGUAGUUGAUGAUGCAAGUGUUGUACGAGUUAUCAAUGUAGGCGUUAUUGUAGUGGCUAUUUAA
Messenger RNA from Dreissena polymorpha, 1710 nucleotides. RefSeq lists its product as uncharacterized. Lineage: Eukaryota; Metazoa; Mollusca; Bivalvia; Myida; Dreissenidae. Bases 1 to 1710 code for a protein of 569 amino acids. The record is from RefSeq and is a predicted model, not a curated record. The transcript has a single exon.